Molecule: messenger RNA, 987 nt
Organism: Exophiala aquamarina CBS 119918
Lineage: Eukaryota; Fungi; Ascomycota; Eurotiomycetes; Chaetothyriales; Herpotrichiellaceae
Product: solute carrier family 25, member 46
Exons: 1
Coding region: 1-987 (328 amino acids)
Biological process (GO): mitochondrial transport; carnitine transmembrane transport
Cellular component (GO): mitochondrial envelope
Molecular function (GO): O-acyl-L-carnitine transmembrane transporter activity
Source: RefSeq, a predicted model, not a curated record
AUGGCUCCUGCCAUACCGACCACGGUGGACGAACUGCCCUCCACAGCGGAAGUCAAGGAACAAGUCAAAGAGAAAGCAAAGGGUGCUGCCUCAGGAUUAAGAUCUUUGGCAGCCGGUGGGGUCGGCGGUAUCUGCGCAGUCGUUGUCGGCCAUCCCUUUGAUUUGGUCAAGGUGCGGUUACAGACAGCUGAAAAGGGUGUUUAUACCGGAGCGAUCGAUGUUGUGAAAAGGACCAUUGCGCGCGAAGGUCUAUCUCGUGGCCUAUAUGCUGGUGUCUCUGCUCCCUUGGUCGGCGUCACUCCUAUGUUCGCCGUGAGCUUCUGGGGCUACGAUAUGGGAAAACGCCUCGUCGACAACUUCUCCACCGUUCCCAUCAAGAACAACACUCCUCAGUACAGUAUUGGCCAAAUCAGUGCUGCUGGCUUCUUCUCCGCCAUUCCCAUGACACUUAUCACCGCGCCUUUCGAGCGAGUCAAAGUCCUCCUACAAAUCCAAGGCCAGAAGCACCUCGCACCAGGCGAGAAACCAAAAUACAGCGGUGGUGUCGAUGUUGUGAGGCAACUAUACAAGGAAGGCGGUGUUCGCUCCGUCUUCCGUGGCAGCGCGAUGACCCUGGCUCGUGACGGACCCGGUUCUGCCGCUUACUUCGCCGUCUACGAGUACGUCAAGCGCAGUCUGAGCCCCAAGGACGCGGAAGGCAAUGCCACAGGUGAGCUGAGCCUUCCCGCAGUCAUGACUGCCGGUGGUGCUGCAGGUGUCGCCAUGUGGAUUCCAGUCUUCCCCGUUGACACCAUCAAGUCGAGGCUACAGUCGGCCGAAGGGCGACCGACCAUCGGCGGCACAAUUCGAGGUGUCUAUGCAAAUGGAGGAAUCAAGGCUUUCUUCCCUGGAUUUGGUCCGGCGCUGGCAAGAGCCAUCCCUGCCAACGCGGCUACCUUCCUGGGCGUGGAACUGGCUCACAAAGCUAUGAACAAGGCAUUCGGAUGA